AUGGCUGAAGUGCAUGGUCGUCGAGACCCCAAGGUCCACAAGAAGACACAAUCGCAUUCACAAUCACGAGCCUCAACUCCCACUCCUUCACACUAUCGACGCAAGGCCAACGCCCACACCGCCUCUCAGAAAUACAACCGCUGCUGGGACUGGAUCGUCGUCGGCGGCAACUGCCACUACGCCAAAAACCGCUCCACUUUCACCUCCUACCGCCGCGCGCCAGGCAAGAUCGGCCGGUCGCGCGUCCUGGGCAUCGGCACAGUCGAGCUCCAGGUCCAGCGCGGACCUCGUGAUCCUCGGUCUAACAAGCUUGUCCUGGAAGAUGUGUGGCACAUGCCUGAUGCGCGGUGCAACGGGCUGAGCGUCUCCAAGUAUACUGAGACCAAUGAACCGUUGUCGGUUAAGUCCGAGGGCGCACAUGUUGAGGCGAAGAGUGACAGAGACGGGGAGGCAGUGUGGUUCGGAGAUUCCUAUUGUGGUUGUCCGAGGGUGGUGUUGACCGGUGAUCCAAAGGGAGAUUCGUAUCUCCGCGAUGGGCAAAUGCAUAUGCUGAGCGUCAUUGCUUCGCCGGAGGAGUUGGAUAAGCUGUGGAGCCGGGUUUGGCAGUGGUGA
Messenger RNA from Aspergillus pseudoviridinutans, 612 nucleotides. RefSeq lists its product as uncharacterized. The transcript has a single exon. The record is from RefSeq and is a predicted model, not a curated record. NCBI's taxonomy places the organism in Eukaryota, Fungi, Ascomycota, Eurotiomycetes, Eurotiales, Aspergillaceae. Bases 1 to 612 code for a protein of 203 amino acids.